Molecule: messenger RNA, 1456 nt
Organism: Nicrophorus vespilloides
Lineage: Eukaryota; Metazoa; Arthropoda; Insecta; Coleoptera; Silphidae
Gene: Reg-2
Product: rhythmically expressed gene 2 protein
Exons: 1
Coding region: 603-1385 (260 amino acids)
Source: RefSeq, a predicted model, not a curated record
GUUGUUGAUGUGUUGUAAUUUUAGAUUGGGGAAUAGGUAGCAGAAAUAAGUGAUCACGUUACAAGUUCGCAAAUUGCUGUAAUGGCACGAAUAAUUGAGGAAUGCGGUAUAAUGGUUAUGCGAAGGAGAAGCGCUCGUUUUGGAAGCAGCGAUUGCUGGUAAAUGAUGGAGCGCUAUACGCAAUGAUUAUGCGGAAUUAGCAUUGUUUAUGUGUGCAGCCGAUAAGGAGGUUCCACACACAUACAAAAAAAGAACGUCCGGGGUCGAAUUAUCAGUCCGGGAGAAUCCAUCGUUUGGUGUAGCUGUUCAAUAUACAGAGACUGAAGGAAGAGAUUUCUGUUGGAUUGCAUAUCGAUUAUCGGCAUUGAAAGUGUUGGAUGUGCGGCGGCGACGACGACGACCUUAAUUUAGUUGUCAGCGUUUAGAGCAUUACAUAAACUUUGGACUGUGUGACUCGUUCUGCUUUGCCGCAGCGGCAGACCUUGAAUACGAUCGUCGCUGUCGUGAAUACUCACAUACACACAUAGUGAAGUGCAGCAGCAAGAAUAACAACAGCCAGCUAAAUAUUUAUAUAUAUCUGGAAGAUUUGCAGCUAGAGGAAGAUGAAUUUGUCGAGGUUGCGUUUGAUCACGUUCGAUGUGACGGAUACUCUGCUGAAGUUCAGGUCGUCACCAGGUCGACAGUACGGGGAGAUCGGCGCUCUGUACGGAGUCUUAGCCGAUGACAACGCUCUGGCCGCCAAUUUCAAAGCGCACUGGUACAAACUCAACAAGGAGCAUCCGAACUUCGGCCUCACCACCGGCUUGGGAUGGGAUAACUGGUGGAAGCACAUCAUCGCAGGUACUUUCCAGGACUCCAAAUUCAACAUCAACGAUAAGAAGCUGGACGCCAUCUCCAAGCAUCUCAUCGAUCUGUACAGAACCUCCAACUGCUGGCAGCAGUGUUUCGGCACGCUCGGACUCCUCACCUAUCUGAGAAGCAAAAAGGUGCCGUUGGGCAUCAUCUCCAACUUCGAUCCGAGACUCACGCAGACGCUUCAGAAUACCAAACUUUUACCGCACUUCGGAUUCGUCAUCACUUCCUACGAAGUCGGUUUCGAGAAGCCCGACAAGAGGAUCUUCGAGGAGGCCAUGAAGGCUUCAGGUAUUAAGGAUCUGAAGCCGGAAGAGUGUCUGCACAUCGGAGACACACCUAUUCUCGAUUACUUCGGGGCCAAGAACUGCGGCUGGAAUGCCAUCCUGGUGCACGACAAGAGCUACGAACAGUUGAAGGAAAAGUACGGAGACGUUGAUAGGGAACGCGUCUUCGCCAGUUUAUACGAUCUGCAUAAACAUUUCGUCGACACUUCAGACGAAAAGUUUGUCAAAGUCGAAAGCAACCUUUAAUGAUAAUUAAUAAUAAAACAAAACGUCUCCUGUAUAUAUUACAACAAAUUUUCUCUUUGUAUUACCUACAA